This is a messenger RNA of Arabidopsis arenosa, 931 nucleotides long. NCBI's taxonomy places the organism in Eukaryota, Viridiplantae, Streptophyta, Magnoliopsida, Brassicales, Brassicaceae. The record is from the annotation of a GenBank genome assembly.
GUGAGAUGCUUCUCCAACAAAGAGCUCUCCCGUAAGAUGAAGAUAAGAGCGCAAUGGGGAAGCUCUUGGGAAGUAGCAAUCUCGAAAAACCCGAGAUUCUACUAUUUGGAGAAGUCCGGAUGGGGGAAGUUUGUGAGAGACAACGCCUUGGGAAACAAUGAGUUUAUUACCUUCACUCACAAAGGAAAGAUGAAGUUUACUGUGAACAUCUUUAAGCAAGAUGGGAAGGAGAUGAUGCAACAACCUCCACAAUCCAGUUCCUUCUUGGCUUCUUCAAGCCGUGGUAUCAAAACAGAACAAAGGGAAGAUGACAAGAAGGAAGAGGUGGUUGUGUCUUCUGAGUUGAGCCCGACAACAGCUGCUGAAUCUAAUGGAGGAACAAGCAAAAGGAACCUCAACCUCGGAAAGAAGAAAGCUCGGGGAGAUUCCGCAGGUGCCUCUUCGUCCUCUGCGGCAGAAUUCACCAUCUUCAUCAGAAGAUCAUACCUCAGAAUGCUGCCGAUACCGACAGCUUUUGAUAAGGCUCAUAUGCCCAAGGAAAAUGCAAUGUUUAAGAUCCAUCACCCAGAUGGGAAGAGGUCAUGGAAUGUGACUUAUUUGGCGAGUACAACAGUUGCAUUCUCUGCUGGAUGGAUAUGUUUGAUUAAGGAGUAUCCUAUUGUUGCUGGGGUUACUUGCAAACUUACACUCAUCAAACCAGACAAACUGCUUCUUGUUGUCUUGAGACCAGAAGAGGAGACUGAGUAAUGAUGAUGGAUGUGAGGGUGUCUUGGAGAAGAAGCUACUAAGGAAAAGACUGUAUUGGUCUUGUCUUUAAGUUUUAUGUUAUGACUUUCCUUCUUGUCUAUCGGAUAGUUCUAUGUAGCUUAAUGUGUUUCAGACCAAUUUUAGUAUGUUGUGUGUGUUUUAUAGUUUCCAUGAAACUUUAAUU